This is a messenger RNA of Zychaea mexicana, 2775 nucleotides long. RefSeq lists its product as uncharacterized. Gene Ontology annotation, biological process: regulation of DNA-templated transcription. Gene Ontology annotation, molecular function: DNA-binding transcription factor activity, RNA polymerase II-specific; zinc ion binding. Lineage: Eukaryota; Fungi; Mucoromycota; Mucoromycetes; Mucorales; Lichtheimiaceae. The coding region runs from base 95 to 2626 and encodes 843 amino acids. The record is from RefSeq and is a predicted model, not a curated record. The transcript is spliced from 3 exons.
CUGGCUUCUUUUUUUCUUACUAGGCUGGCUGGACACAACUACUGUUACAACUAGUAGCACACUUCUUCCCCCCCCCUACAAGUGGUUGUUUGUUAUGCAGGCACCCGCUACCUCUACUUUGAUAAGAGCAGCGCAAGACUUGCCAUCGCCAGACUCUGAUCAAGAGUUCGGUACUCCAGCGGAUGAUUCGACAACAACAACAGCAACCAUUCCAACUUCAAAAUUAACACUAAAACCAACGAACACCGCCGACAUGGUCACGUUACCAUCGUCUCCCUCGUCAUUAUUCACUGGGUCGCCCAGUAGCAACAACAAUAAUGCCAACGCCAUUCCUUGCUGUUCUGCCAUCGUCAUGCAAGCCCCAACACCUGUUACGCCUUCAAAAGAAGACGACGACGACAACGAGCCUACAAGACAUUUAUCAGAACAAGACAAAUACCAACACCAGUUGACUCCCAUGGUCGUUCCUGCAAAGCGUGGUUAUAAAUCGCAUGUGCCUAGUGCUUGUGUAAACUGCAAGAAAGCACACUUGGCUUGUGACGUAUCCAGACCAUGUAAACGAUGUGUAUCAGCAGGCAAAGGCGACACUUGUCAGGAUGUAAAACACAAAAAGCGCGGCCGACCUCGACUUCACGAAACUAAGCGACUGGGGAACGUGUAUGGUGGAUCGAUGAUUUUGGACAAUAGCAAUAAUACGAACAGCCACAGGAGCGACAUGAUGUAUGGCAUGAUCCAGACACCGACUUUUACUGUCGCCACUUCAGUCGUACAUCGUGACCAUCCCAAGCCUCAAACAACGAGCAUCUCCUUUGUUCAUGAACCGAUUGAAGCUUUCCGCGAGCAGGACGAGCAACGACACCGGAAAAAGGACGUCAAUCAUACAACCGGAACGCGGAGUCAACAGACUUUGAGAGAUCCGGAGCCACCACCCACCACAUCAGUAAUUCACCAUCAAUCAUCUCCAACGCUUAUUAGUAAAGACAAUGAUAACAAUAAGAAUCCCAAAUCACCACCAUUUCAAAGAGCAGUAGUUCCGACGACACGGCCUAGUCACCAAGCACAAAUUCGGUUGUCAUGUGAACUACCUUGUCCUACAUCAACGACGAAGACGACGAAGACGACGACGAGAACAACAAACCCACGAAACACCCCGGCAGCGACGACAGUAGCACAGCAACCACAACCACGCGAAUGCGUCACAAUUACACUGUUCCUCUCCAUGGAAAUGUGCUGUGCGCGAGCAUCAGAUGAAGUAACAGACCUUUGGGGCUUCCAUCCUCAAGAUCUAGUCCACCGAUCGCUGUAUGAAAUGAUCUCGACACAUGACGCGGAUCGUCUUGGGAGACUGCAUCGACUGCUUCUGGACAAUAUCAUGGAAGUAGCAAGACAACACGAUCGUUCAAUCGGGCCCGAUGUACGUCCACCGCCCGCAGAACGCACAUCCUCCUCGCUGUUUUACGAUACAGAUCCGGAGAAACUUGUCCGCAGGGCCAAUGGAUCCAACACAUUCUCGGAUACGCUGCAUUUCAAAAAACAAUCAAAUGAACACGAGCUUUACGAAAUGCUCGUCUAUCUCGGCGGCGGUCUAGGUGCCGAUCUGACCAUGCCACCCAGUCUAGAAAAGCUUUAUAUUGUUGCAGAGCUGCGGAAGCAUGAGUACAAAGUCCAAACCGCGAAUACAUCUACCACGGCAGCAACAGCAGGACUACCGGCUAGUCUUAGCUUUGAUCGGUCUCGACUGUUUUCUCCAUUUGUACAUUCUUCCCCUACUUCUUCCUCGUCAUCAACUACAGCAACAAAAACAACAGCAGCAUCGUCAUCACUAUCAUCAUUAUCAUUUCCAUCUCAAUCAACAGCUGUUGCUCGCAGCAGAACCAGCAGCAGUAACGGCCCAUCGUCCACCACCACUGCCACUACAACAAAACCAAGAGAAUACAGCUUUGGACGACUCGGGAGCGGCGGGUUACUGCAGGCCAGACAGGGGUCCCUUCCAAACCACUUUGCCGCCAACUCCCAGCUCAACACAGUGUCACUACCAAGCCGAAAACUCGAUAUACCCAAGAUCAACAUUGCACCAAUGACGGGUAAAAAGCGAUCAAACACGAGUGUGACUGGUGUCCCCUAUUUCCGACCAAUAGCAGCAGCCAUUCCUACUGCUACUACCACUACCACUACUGCUACGCCUACCACCAUGGGGAGUUAUGGGAAAAGUCACAGCAGGAACAGCAAUAAUAUAACGCCAACGACAGCCAGUAGUGCUAGGAAUAGCAGCCCGCUUCCUCCCGUGGCUCGAGAAUCGACCAAUCCAUACUCGACACUGGCGUACAAAUUUGCACCGAUAACGUCUUCAGGCAUCCCCGAUAAAGCAAGAAGUGGCAGCGGCAGCGGCAGUGUUCAUGGUUCUCUGCGUGGAGGACCGCCAUCCUAUACGCAUCCAACGACCCAAUAUUUUCUGCAAACGUCCAGUAGUACACUCAAUGCAGCUGCUUCUGCAGCGCAGAGCAGUUCGCGACCAAUAGCGCAUCACAACAUUGCUAUAGACACCAUGGCGAACAAUGACAAGGCUGUGGGCAAGACGGAUUCGAAGCGAAAGGCAGAAAUGAGUAUUCGAUCCUUGCUUUGUUAGAAACAAACAAAAAGGAUCCGUAUCGAUUAUUUUGCUCCCUCCCUCCUGUCCCCCACUAUACACGCACACCUAAACAUACACCCUCUCUCUUUUGUUAGUCCUUUGUUUAUGUUAAAAGGUUAAUAGUAACACCUAGCUGCCGUUCAUUU